GACACACAGUGCCACAGGUUGGAGCUCAGGUAUUUCUCAGUCGGCUAUUGAGGAUGUGCAAGAUUUUUGGAAUUAAAUAAAAAAUAAAAAAAUACAUAUUACUCUCAUUAUUAAUUGCAUACAUUUAUACAAUCCAAAUUUAGCUAGAGUUAAUAAUUCUUCAUGUAAAAUUGAAUUAUUUAAUUUAGGAAAAAAAAAUUGAAAAAUUACGACAAGUGAGUGUUUAUAUUUAUAAAAAAUUUAAGUGUUAUAUUUACAAUUAUUAUUAUUAUUAUUAACAUCAUACGAUUUUAAAAUUGGAGUGUUGAAACGUGGAAUAUUUUUUUUUUUUUUUUUUGGAGUUUUGAGCAAAAUCUAACAUUGUGUUAUUGGUGAUCGAGAAAUCGUUUGAUCGAUAUUUUACACAUUCCAAGAAGACCGGAAUAAGCACUCAAUUUAGUUGCUUUUUAUAUUUUUAAAUUUUGCAAAUUAACAUCUACAAGACACUAUUAUUUUUGAAUAAAUUUGGGGCAAGAUGCCGUACUACAAUAACAGUGGACAUGGCUCUUCACCCUAUCCAAAAGAUGGACCAAGUGGACCAUCAAAUUCAUCAGGUGGUAGAAGUGGUGGUUCUGAGCCAACUUAUUUGAUGGAACAUUUGGCAACAUUUACAGUAACCAAAGAGACUGGUAUUGUUUAUCCAGCUGAUGGUAUGCGACGACUAUUACAACUUGAAAAAAGUAAUGGUAUAUGGAGUCAAAAAAUGCAGUUACGUCUUGAGCACAAUUGGGUUCUCAUAAUGGACCAUGAAACAGGGGCAGUUAUGGAGAGAUUUCCAGCUGGUCAAAUACAAGAACCAACAGCAUUUACAUCACGUGAUCCAAUGGAAAUGUACAAUAAUAUAUUAGUAUUUACAGUUGGUGAUGAUAGUGGAUCUGGACAAAAAUCAGAAAUGCAUAUAUUUCAAUGUCAAAGUGUAUCAGCCCAAGAUCUUGUUGAAGAUUUAAAAAUGUUACAAAUUGGUAAACUUGUACCUGGUGGUUCACCACAUGGUACACGUGGACAAAUACCACCACCACCAACUUUACCACCACCAGAACCACCAUUAAAUGGUAUUAAUGUACGUGAACAAGUAUCAGCAUUUAAUGCAAAUCAUAAUAAUCAUAAUAAUAAUCAUAUAAAUAAUAAUCAUAAUAAUACAAAUGAACGUGAAGAUAAUAAUGAUGAAGUAUCAUCAACAUCAUCAGAAAAAUAUGAACGUGAUGUUACAGUAUUAAAUCAUUGUUUUGAUGAUAUUGAAAAAUUUAUAGCACGUUUACAACAUGCUGCAGCAGCAUCACGUGAACUUGAACGUAGACGUCGUAAUCGUAAAUCUAAAAAACGUGUACUUGGUGAAGGUAUGUUGACAAUGCGUGCAAAACCACCACCUGAAAAUGAAUUUAUUGAUAUAUUUCAAAAAUUUAAAUUAUCAUUUAAUUUAUUGGCAAAAUUAAAAGCUCAUAUACAUGAUCCAAAUGCACCAGAACUUGUACAUUUUUUAUUUACACCAUUGGCACUUAUUGUUGAUGCAUCACAUGAUACAAAUUAUGAUCAAAAUUUACCAUCAAAAGUUGUAUCACCAUUAUUAACACGUGAAGCUGUUAAUUUAUUAAUAAAUUGUGUUACAAGUAAAGAAACUGAAUUAUGGCAAUCACUUGGUGAUACAUGGACAAUGGCACGUGAUCAAUGGAAAGGACAUGUACCAUCAUAUCAUCCAAUAUUUAUGGAUGGUUUUUCACCAGAUUAUCCAAUACCAGAAGAACGUGAUCGUGAACAUGAUCAUUUAGCAUCAUUAUUAAAUGCUGAUAAACAAAAAAGGGAUGAAAUACCAGAACAACAACCUGAUAAUUAUUAUGGUCAUCGUGAUGCUGAAGAAUCACAUUAUAGCUCUGAUUAUCUUGAAUAUGAAGGUCGUGAAGAACGUGGUAAUGAUUAUUUUGAUCGUGAUAGAAAUUAUGGUACUGGAUCAGAUGUUUAUGGUAGAGAAGAAAGAGAUAGAUCAGAUCAAACACGUGCACAUAGUGAUAUAUCUGUUGAUUCAAUUGAAAGAAGUGGUGGACAAAGAGGAGGUGGUGGAGGUGGUGGUGGUGGUGUUAAUACUGGUGGAGGUGGUGGUAGUGCAUGGUUUGAUGAUCUUAUUAAUCGUCAUGCUAAAAUUGUACAAGUUACAUAUCCAAGAACAGCUAAUAAUGACAAAGAAUUAACUGUUGUACGUGGUGAAUAUUUAGAAAUACUUGAUGACAGUAGAAAAUGGUGGAAAGCGAGAAAUUCAAGAGGACAAAUUGCACAUGUACCACAUACUAUUGUUGCUCCUCAUAGUGCUACAUCUUCUAAUAAUGAUAAUGAUGUAUUUAAUAAUCCACUUUAUACAACGAGAUAUCAAAGACAAGGCCAUGGAUAUAAUUAUGAGGAUUCUGAAAUUGAGGGUACCAGUACAAGUCCAGGACCUGAAGCAACUCAUCGACCUCAUGCUAUUCCACCACCAGCACCAGUAGAGUGGGUACGCAAAGAACGACUUGGUAAGAAAGGUGAAUUUCGAUAUUUUUAAAUAUUCAUUCAUCAUAUCAUCAUUAAUUUUCAACAAUAUUAUCUUUGAAAAAAAAAUAUCAAAAGAAAAGUCCAUUUUCAUGAUGUAAUAAAAUGUUUGUGUACAUAACAAAAAAAAAACAAAUGGACUGACACAAGUCCACUUAGAAAAAAAGGACUAA
Aphidius gifuensis is the source of this 2726-nucleotide messenger RNA. Its product is annotated as epidermal growth factor receptor kinase substrate 8-like protein 2. The record is from RefSeq and is a predicted model, not a curated record. Gene Ontology annotation, biological process: Rho protein signal transduction; regulation of Rho protein signal transduction. Lineage: Eukaryota; Metazoa; Arthropoda; Insecta; Hymenoptera; Braconidae. Gene Ontology annotation, molecular function: actin binding. The coding region runs from base 515 to 2566 and encodes 683 amino acids. Gene Ontology annotation, cellular component: plasma membrane. The transcript has 5 exons.